Dibothriocephalus latus is the source of this 1137-nucleotide messenger RNA. The record is from the annotation of a GenBank genome assembly. Lineage: Eukaryota; Metazoa; Platyhelminthes; Cestoda; Diphyllobothriidea; Diphyllobothriidae.
GUGCGUUACCCCACCGAUGGACUCUAUCCCGGCAAAGUGGAUGCUAUUGACUCUCUCCGUCAUUGUUAUCGCGUCACUUUUGACAAGCCUGCUCUUGGCACACGCUCCAUUCCGGACUAUGAGGUGCUCAGCAUCUGCCCACAAGAAACAAUUCCACUGUCUGCAUACAAGACUCAGCACAAGGCCAGCCGCAACCUCUUCAUGAGUCCCGCGCGAUUGUUGGCCCAAUCCGCACUGCAGGGUAAACGACACAUGCAUCAUCACAAGCUCGCCCACGCCGUCGGUGGGGCCGCAGGUGACUUUGGCGUGAAUGACUGUCCGCUCUGCCAGUCCAUAGAGGGCCAAUCGAUGUCGGGAGGUAGUAUGGGGGGUAGCUCCUCUGUGCUCUCCACCCCUCUGAAGACACCUUCGAUUAAUGAAAUGACCGGAGGAAUGGGUGCAGCUGCCCUCUCGCUGAAUGAUCCCUCCAGCAACGGUGGUCGCCUCCUUCUAAACGAGUCUGACAUCUACGGUGGCUAUCCAAUGAAGUUUCUCGUGAUGGUUACAAAGUUGUCAAAGAUUCUGGAAGUGAAGAAACGAUGUGUAGACGAACUGCAGGAUCUCAACUCCGAGGCUGAGCGCAGGAUUUCUAAUCAAUCAGAAAUCACCAUGGAAUUCCAGCACAACUACCUCACUGUGAUUGUGCACUUAGAACGCUUGAACAAAGAACUGAACCAGUAUCUCGUUCAUGUGCUCCAGUAUGCCAACGAGAUCGCCCAGGAGCAUGGCGUGUCGCCACUGGAGCAGCCCUGUGACUUCAAGCAGCGCUGCGACGAGGAUGCCUAUGACAUAGUCAAUCGUGUGAAGAGCAUCCAGGUGCAGAGACUGCGCAACACCAAAAACAUGGAUCUUAUCACGAAAUUGACCGGUCUGCUGGUGCAAAUUCGAUCUCUGAGCGAGCAGGAAGGCAAGACACCGGACUGUUCGAGUAUCCAGGAUUCACUGCGCGACCUAAAGUCCACGCUCCAUUCCAGCAAUAUCCAGACCUUCGAGAACAUUCUGGAGGUCAAAAUACAGCACGCCAUGUGUGGAUUGAACACACUGGGAGACCUGCACUCCUUCCUGUAUAUGCAUCCGAACCACAUGCAGUAUGUCUAG